AUGAAGACAGAAAACUGGACCCAGGUAACAGAAUUUGUACUUCUGGGUUUCCCUAAGAGCUGGGCUCUACAAGUCAUGUUGUUCCUGGGGCUUCUGGUGACGUACAUGGUGACUGUCACAGGGAACUUACUCAUAAUCGUGCUCAGUUGGUCUGACCGCCGCCUGCACACUCAGAUGUAUUUCUUCCUGAGAAAUUUGUCCCUGUUGGAGAUGAUGCUGGUCUCUGUUGUAGUCCCCAAGAUGCUGGUCAGCCUCCUCACCAGAGACUAUACUAUCUCUUUUGCUGGUUGCAUCUUACAGUCCUACAUCUAUUUCCUCCUGGGCACCACAGAUUUCUUCCUCUUGGCUGUCAUGUCCCUGGACCGCUAUCUGGCCAUCUGUCGUCCAUUACACUAUGAAACACUGAUGAGUGGUCCUAUCUGUUCCCGGCUAGUGCUGGCAUCCUGGCUUGCUGGAUUUCUCUGGAUCCUUUGGCCCACUAUCCUCAUGGCUAGUCUGCCUUUCUGUGGCCCAAAUGGCAUUGAUCAUUUCUUCUGUGAUAGCUGGCCACUAAUGGAACUCUCUUGUGGGGAUACUCAACUUCUGGAACUGGUAGCUUUUCUUCUUUCUGCAGCUUUGCUCCUGGGCUCACUGACUUUGACCUCCAGUUCCUAUGCCUUUAUUCUUGCCACUAUCUUUCGUGCCCCAACAGCCACUGAGCGGAAAAAAGCCUUUUCUACCUGUGCAUCACACCUCACGGUUGUGGUCAUAUUCUAUGGCAGCUCCAUCUUCCUGUAUAUCCGUACAUCAGAGGCCCAGUCCAUGCUCCUUAAUAAGGCAGUCUCUGCCCUGAAUUGCAUCAUUUCUCCACUUCUUAAUCCAUUCAUCUUCAGCCUCCGUAAUGACAAAGUGAAGCAGGCCUUACGUGAUGCCAUGAGGUGGCACAGAACCAUGGGCACAAGAUCAUGA
Molecule: messenger RNA, 948 nt
Organism: Monodelphis domestica (gray short-tailed opossum)
Lineage: Eukaryota; Metazoa; Chordata; Mammalia; Didelphimorphia; Didelphidae
Product: olfactory receptor 6T1
Biological process (GO): G protein-coupled receptor signaling pathway
Cellular component (GO): membrane
Molecular function (GO): olfactory receptor activity; G protein-coupled receptor activity
Source: RefSeq, a predicted model, not a curated record